GACUUCGACUUGCCUUUCGCGAUGACCGGCCUGCCGCAGAUGCAAGCGCCCUUCAAGCGCAGCCAGUUGUGGCAGUACCAGCCCCGUACGGACACUUGGGAGAAGGUCCUCGUUCUGCUCGGCCCCGGCAUUCUCGAGACCUUCGGCGGCGUCACUGGAAAGUGCCAAGCGCGGCUCAUGCUGGGAGCCACCGGCUCCGCCAAGCCAGAGCACGAGAAGCUCCCGCCGGAGUCCGAGGGCUACGCCUUCGAAGUGUCGAACUUCGUGCAAGCAGAGCCGACGUUGACGCACCUGCGCCUGGCGGCAUCAACGGAGGAGGAGAGGCAGGAAUGGCUCCUGGCCAUCAACG
Molecule: messenger RNA, 349 nt
Organism: Symbiodinium necroappetens
Lineage: Eukaryota; Dinophyceae; Suessiales; Symbiodiniaceae
Source: the annotation of a GenBank genome assembly